UCCCUUAUGGUCCCCACAGCACCUGGCUGAUGAGCAGGGAGACGAGUCCGCCAUGGGAGGCAGAGGCUGGGCCCUGGGCAACCCAGCAAGAUGACAUGGCCGAAGGCGACUUAGGGUACGGUCUGGGAAGAAGGCCGGGUGGUAUUUACGAGGCGCAAGUUUCACACAUAUGUACGUCUAGAAAGAGAUCAGAUGCAAAGGACUCUAGCCCGCCUCCAUCGCUCAGAAAGAGGGAAGAAAGAAGAGGAGCCCUCUGCCAGUAUUCCCAGCAGCACAGCUGGCAAGAUACGAACCCUGGAGAAUCCAGAAUCUCCUGUUACAGACGCCAAAGUAGCCCAGAUUCUAAUUCAGAAUUGUCAAAUGCAGAAUUAAGGCAUCGUCUCCAUGAAACUUUAGAGGAGGUAGAAAUAUUAAAAACUGAACUUGAAGCAUUUCAAAGACAAUUGGAAGGUAAAGAGGAAGCACUGAAAAUUCUUCAGAAUAUGGCUGUCUUGGACAAAGCCACCAGUCAUACCCAGGCAGUGCUGCAGAAAACUGUGGAACAGAAGAGAUCCUUGGAAAAGGAAAUAAAUGCAUUGCAGUGGGAAAUAGAAUUUGAUCAGAGUCGAUUUAAAAAUAUAGAGGACUCUUGGACCCAGAAGUAUGACAGGCUAAACUGUGAAAAUGAAGUUCUCAAGGAAACUUUGAAAUUGAAAACAGAAGAAGUUAAAGUGCUAAAGUCUGAAAAUGCAAUUUUGAACCAACACUACUUGGAAGCCCUUGCCAUGCUGGACAUCAGACAGCCAAAGACAGAGGAGGAGAACAUGCGCUGUGAUGUGAGUGGCUUCACAGAGGUGUCCCCUCUGGAGCUUGCAGUGCUCCGAGCCUGUCUCUGUCGUGGCCCCGGAGAGAGCCCCUGUUCCUGUGCAGAAAUGGCGGCAUCCACCCAGAAAACGCUUCUUCAGCUCAGACAAGAGCUGCAACUUUCACAGAAGAGUACAGAAGAAGCUUACAUAAUGGCAGAUGCAUUCAGAAUUGCAUUUGAGCAGCAACUGAUGAGGAAAAACGACCAGGCACUAAAAUGGACACAAAUGGAUAAAAUGUGUGAAAAAGCAACAAAACGGAUCAAUUGGAAGAACCUUAAAGAAGAAGUUUUAGGAUUACCGUCAAGGAACAAGAAAACCUUCAGACAGAAAUUACUGAGUAUGCUCCCUACAGACAACAUUUCUAAGAGAACUGAGGACCAGGAUAGUCCUCAAGAAGUCCUUAAGAUGCUAGUUGAUUUGUUGAAUGAUAAAGAAGAAGCACUGGCUCAUCAAAGAAAAGUUAGUUAUAUGCUUGCUCGGGCAUUAGAAGACAAAAGCUCCGCCUCAAAAGAAAAUGAAAAAAAUCCUAGGAGAGAGAAUUUUCCAUUCAAACCCCCCUGGCACGAAACUCAAGACUUCUGCAUUUUGUCUGAUACUAUACAUUCAAGCAUUCAAAUUUUUAAUUCUACUGCCUGUAUUUGCUCAAUCCAUCACCUCCACACAGAUCAAAACUGUCCAAGAACUCUUAAAAGAUCCUGUUCUUUGCCAUCAAGUAUAAUAUUCUGAAUACAAGCCAGUUGAAAUAAGAACUGAACUGUUUAUAUCAGGAGACUGAGUAACUCUAAAUUUUACUGUAUCUUCAGAAGUUGUG
Molecule: messenger RNA, 1656 nt
Organism: Sorex fumeus (smoky shrew)
Lineage: Eukaryota; Metazoa; Chordata; Mammalia; Eulipotyphla; Soricidae
Gene: CCDC125
Product: coiled-coil domain containing 125
Exons: 11
Coding region: 30-1571 (513 amino acids)
Biological process (GO): negative regulation of Rho protein signal transduction; negative regulation of cell motility
Cellular component (GO): cytoplasm
Source: RefSeq, a predicted model, not a curated record